Messenger RNA from Thlaspi arvense, 1011 nucleotides. The record is from the annotation of a GenBank genome assembly. NCBI's taxonomy places the organism in Eukaryota, Viridiplantae, Streptophyta, Magnoliopsida, Brassicales, Brassicaceae.
AUGUUCUCAAUCAAAUCAAACUUACUCAUUCGAAUUCUGGCUAUUGAAACUUCAGGCAGAUCGAAAUCCCAUCUUCUUCUCAUCGGUAAACUUCAGGCAGAUCGAAUUCUGACGAUUGAUGUAUUUAGAGAUCGUGAUAUUGUCCGGCAUGAUUGGGCACGAGAGUACAAAUCUGGUGAACUUUUGCUUCAUAGAAAAACAUUGGUGUGCGUCUCUUUGAUGAGUUUUGGAAUGGGUGUAGUGGAAAACAUGGUGAACACAGAGUCAUCGAAAGUUAGUUCAUUGAGCAAAAGUAAUGGAUGCGGCUGCACAAAACCAUGCACGGAGAGUAGAAACUGCGCCUGCGUGGCGAGAAACGGAGGAGAGAUACCUUACAACUACGAUGGGAACAUAGUUUAUCCAAAGAGCUUGAUCUACGAGUGUGGCCCUCUCUGCAAAUGCCCUCCUGCUUGCUACCUAAGAGUCACACAGCGAGGGAUCAGGUUCAAGCUCGAGAUCUUCAAAACCGAGUCCAGAGGCUGGGGAGUGAGGUCUCUCAGCUCGAUACCUUCGGGUAGCUUCAUAUGCGAGUACGUCGGCGAGCUUUUGGAGGAUAAAGAAGCUGAGAGAAGAACAGGGAACGACGAGUAUCUCUUUGACAUUGGGAACAAAUACGACAACACUUUAGCUGAAGGGAUGUCGAAGCUAAUGCCAGGGAUGGAGAAAGAGAAAGAAGAAGAAGAUGGUGGUGAGACGACGGGGUUCACCGUAGACGCCGCGAAGAAAGGGAACAUCGGGAGGUUUAUAAACCAUAGCUGCUCGCCGAAUCUGUAUGCGCAGAACGUGUUGUAUGACCAUGAAGACAAGAGGAUCCCUCACGUGAUGCUCUUUGCGAUGGACAAUAUACCUCCGCUUCAAGAACUCACUUACCAUUAUAACUACAUGAUCGACCAGGUGCGCGAUGUUAACGGUAAUAUCAAGAAGAAGAUUUGCUACUGUGGUUCUUCUGAGUGUACCGGUAGGCUCUAUUAA